CCGCCCACGAGGAAGUGGCUGCUGCGCUACGCGGGUCUCAGAGCCGGUUCGGCGCGUCGACUGUCCAGAGUCCGCGGCCGGGGCGCCCCGAGACAGGGCACAGCUGACGCGCAUUCUGUCCCCUCCCCUGGGUCCAGGAGACAAGUGACUAUGGCCUACCACAGCUUCCUGGUGGAGCCCAUUAGCUGCCAUGCCUGGAACAAGGACCGUACACAGAUCGCCAUCUGCCCCAACAACCAUGAGGUACACAUCUAUGAGAAGAGUGGUGCCAAGUGGAACAAGGUUCACGAGCUUAAGGAGCACAACGGGCAGGUGACAGGUAUCGACUGGGCUCCUGAGAGUAACCGCAUUGUGACCUGCGGCACAGACCGCAAUGCCUAUGUGUGGACACUGAAGGGCCGCACAUGGAAACCCACACUGGUCAUCCUGCGGAUCAACCGAGCUGCCCGCUGUGUGCGCUGGGCCCCCAAUGAGAACAAGUUCGCGGUGGGCAGUGGCUCCCGUGUCAUCUCCAUCUGUUACUUUGAGCAGGAGAAUGACUGGUGGGUGUGCAAGCACAUCAAAAAACCCAUCCGCUCCACCGUCCUCAGCCUUGACUGGCACCCCAACAACGUGCUCCUGGCUGCUGGCUCCUGUGACUUCAAGUGCAGGAUCUUCUCUGCCUAUAUCAAGGAGGUAGAGGAGCGGCCAGCCCCGACACCAUGGGGCUCUAAGAUGCCCUUUGGGGAGCUGAUGUUUGAGUCGAGCAGCAGUUGUGGCUGGGUGCAUGGCGUCUGCUUCUCGGCCAAUGGGAGCCGUGUGGCUUGGGUCAGCCAUGACAGCACUGUGUGUCUGGCAGAUGCUGACAAGAAGAUGGCUGUUGCGACCCUGGCCUCGGAAACCCUGCCACUCCUGGCCAUCACCUUCAUCACAGAAAAUAGUCUAGUGGCAGCGGGCCACGACUGCUUUCCUGUGCUGUUUACCUAUGACAGUGCUGCGGGGACAUUGAGCUUUGGUGGUCGGCUGGACGUGCCCAAGCAGAGCUCCCAGCGUGGCCUGACAGCCCGCGAACGCUUCCAAAACCUGGACAAGAAGGCCAGCUCUGAGGGUGGUGCAGCCACGGGCGCUGGCCUAGACUCACUGCACAAGAACAGUGUCAGUCAAAUCUCGGUGCUCAGUGGAGGCAAGGCCAAGUGCUCGCAGUUCUGCACCACAGGCAUGGAUGGUGGCAUGAGCAUCUGGGAUGUGAAGAGCUUGGAGUCAGCCUUGAAGGACCUGAAGAUCAAAUGAGCGGUGGAGUGCCACCCUCAUCCCAGCUGCUGGGAAAGAAGGAAAGGGGCUGGGGAGGCUAAGUGUUGCUUUGCUGAAUGCUUCUAGGGUGCCAGUACUUAAGAAGGGAGAAGACAGGUAGGAACUUUCCUACCUAUUUAAGGAAUAUGUUAAAGAAAUGCUUUUACUUACUGCUUAAAAAACAAAGAAAAGAAAAAGCCCCUAAGCACAAUGCUGGUCAUGAAUCGCUUCAGAAUAUGGGGUAAUAAACACACCAACUGGACAGGCCUGUCUGUGUCUCAAAGAAGCUGUAUGAGUGUGGACUGCUGGAAAAAAUACUGACCUUCUCUCCUGACUGUGCUUCAAGUCAGAUUCUAACAAAUGUACACAUUGCUCCGGAUCAUAAUGGAAAUCUUUUAUAAUGUGGGCAGCUGAUUUUUGGCAAAUGCUCAUUGGUUUUUAUACAGUCUCCUAUUUCUAUUUUAGCCUGAGACCUUUUGUCACAUGCUUUGGGUUACCAGCAUCUGAGCUGGCAAAUUCCAUCAAGGAUUUCCUAAUGGGGAAAAACCAUCAUUCUGUAAGACAUUACCCCACGCCAUACAAGCUCUUGAUUCAACUCAGGUCUCAGGAGUUUGCAUGACAGUCAGAUUCUAUGCUGA
Chionomys nivalis (European snow vole) is the source of this 1907-nucleotide messenger RNA. RefSeq names its product actin related protein 2/3 complex subunit 1B (gene Arpc1b). The record is from RefSeq and is a predicted model, not a curated record. Bases 151 to 1269 code for a protein of 372 amino acids. Gene Ontology annotation, biological process: Arp2/3 complex-mediated actin nucleation. The transcript is spliced from 10 exons. Gene Ontology annotation, molecular function: actin filament binding. NCBI's taxonomy places the organism in Eukaryota, Metazoa, Chordata, Mammalia, Rodentia, Cricetidae. Gene Ontology annotation, cellular component: Arp2/3 protein complex; actin cytoskeleton.